UUUAAACUUUACAUUCUUGGAGACAAAACAGUAAUCUGGGUGUCAGAUUUUCCAUGUUUUGCUUAAAACGCAUCUGGGUCAGCCGCGUUAUGCAAGAAUGAAUCGUUUUGGGAGGCUAGGGGUACCGAAUAUUAAGAGAUUUACAGUCCAUCAGAUAAAGAAAAGGGCUUUGAAUUCAUGGACUGCUGUUCAAGAUACAUAUUAUUCAAUCAAGGAUACUUUUGAGAGGCAUAAGGUGGUGUUUACAAUCUCAACUUCUGUGGCCUCUGUUGCUACAGCAUGGCUUGGUUAUACAUUGCGCCACCUUCACCAAUCAAAAGUUGAAAAGAGGCUCGAUUCAAUUGAAAAUGCAAUGAAAAAAAAUUAUAGCAUGCAGCAUAAUGAAUUCAAAAAGCUUGUUGGAUCAAGCAGCUAUAAUCCCGCAACACAUGUUGUCGUUGGUGGAGCCAGUUUACUCAUCGGGUAUGGCUUGGGCUGGCGAGGGGGAAGAUGGUAUGCAAAUAGAAAGUUUAGAAAGGAGCAGAUGAAGCUGCAGGGACAGAUCAAACCUAGAAGGUGGCCUCUCAGACUGUUGAGAAGGCCAUUGACAAGAUCCAAAUCGAUAGAAAGUGCAGUUAAAACAACUGAAGAAAGUGCAAGUAAAACAACACAAGCGCUACCAAAGAAUGCACCCAUCACACAACCAAGCCCAGUCAUCACUUGAAGUAAAAGAUGUAAAUUUUCACUAGAGACAUUGUUAGAAUAUUAUGAACUUGUAUAAAAUUUUGAUUAUUAUUACUCAUGGAAUCAGGAAGAAAUACAAGCACCUUUCUAGAGUUUCAAGAAAUUUGUCCCGGACCUGUUUCUUUGUUCCUUUUUUUUUUUUGG
This is a messenger RNA of Daucus carota subsp. sativus, 867 nucleotides long. RefSeq lists its product as uncharacterized. The coding region runs from base 98 to 703 and encodes 201 amino acids. The transcript has 5 exons. Lineage: Eukaryota; Viridiplantae; Streptophyta; Magnoliopsida; Apiales; Apiaceae. The record is from RefSeq and is a predicted model, not a curated record.